Molecule: messenger RNA, 1577 nt
Organism: Odocoileus virginianus texanus
Lineage: Eukaryota; Metazoa; Chordata; Mammalia; Artiodactyla; Cervidae
Source: RefSeq, a predicted model, not a curated record
AUGGCCUUGCUGCUUGCAGACUUCGGAGCUGGGGGCAGGCCAGAACAGGAAGAAGUGGCCCUGGACCAGGAGGAGCUGAAGGAGAAGUUGACAGAGUAUGUGGACAAGGUGAACGGCCAGAAGCCAGGCUUCAUCAAGGUCGUGCGGCACAGCAAGCAGGAAGGCCUCAUCCGCUCCAGGGUCAGCGGCUGGAGGGCCGCCACUGCCCCUGUAGUGGCGCUCUUUGAUGCCCACGUGGAAUUCAAUGUGGGCUGGGCUGAACCCGUGCUCACCCGCAUUAAGGAGAACCGGAAACGGAUCAUCUCCCCAUCCUUUGACAACAUCAAAUACGACAACUUUGAGAUAGAAGAGUACCCACUGGCGGCCCAGGGCUUUGACUGGGAGCUGUGGUGCCGCUACCUCAACCCCCCCAAGGCCUGGUGGAAGCUGGAGAACUCCACGGCCCCGAUCAGGAGCCCUGCCCUCAUUGGCUGCUUCAUUGUGGACCGGCAGUACUUCCAGGAGAUUGGCUUGCUGGACGAAGGCAUGGAGGUCUACGGAGGGGAAAAUGUCGAGCUCGGGAUCAGGGUGUGGCAGUGUGGCGGGAGCGUGGAGGUCCUGCCCUGCUCGCGGAUUGCCCACAUCGAGCGAGCCCACAAGCCCUACACCGAGGACCUCACCGCCCAUGUCCGCAGGAACGCCCUCAGGGUGGCUGAAGUCUGGAUGGACGAAUUUAAAAGCCACGUGUACAUGGCAUGGAACAUACCCCAAGAGGACUCAGGAAUUGACAUUGGGGACAUCACUGCAAGGAAAGCUCUGAGAAAACAGCUGCAGUGCAAGACCUUCCGGUGGUACCUGGUCAGCGUGUACCCAGAAAUGAGGAUGUACUCGGACAUCAUUGCCUACGGGGUGUUGCAGAACUCCCUGAAGACCGAUUUGUGUCUUGAUCAGGGCCCAGAGACAGAGAAUGUUCCUAUUGUGUACAUCUGCCAUGGGAUGACGCCCCAGAACGUGUACUACACGAGCAGCCAGCAGAUCCAUGUGGGCAUCCUGAGCCCCACGGUGGACGACGACGACAACCGCUGCCUGGUGGAUGUCAACAGCCGGCCGCGGCUCGUCGAGUGCAGCUAUGCCAAAGCCAAGAGGAUGAAGCUCCACUGGCAGUUCUCUCAGGGAGGCCCCAUCCAGAACCGCAAGUCCAAGCGCUGUCUGGAGCUGCAGGAGAACAACGAAGCGGAGUUCGGCUUCCAGCUGGUGCUGCAGAGGUGCUCGGGCCAGCACUGGAGCAUCACCAACGUCCUGAGGAGCCUGGCAUCCUGACCCCGCCGGGAGCCGCCCCCACGCCCCGCCCCUUUGCUACUGUGUAGCACCUGCUGCAAGCUGCCUGCUGUCCGUGUGGGGUGUUUGGAGUCUGGGGAACCAGGUUGGUGGGCCCCCAAAAGAGCUUUGUAUUUCCUAUUCAAUUUUCAUGGAGUUUAUAGAAAGAUGCCGAACGGUGGGUGAGGGUAUAAUAUCAUAAACUAUUUUGCAACUGUAAAUAGGGGACACGUGGAAAAUAUUUAUAACUGACAAUAAAAUACCAUUGAUUAAGAAAAGGG